Rosa rugosa (rugosa rose) is the source of this 593-nucleotide messenger RNA. Its product is annotated as ABC transporter G family member 40-like. Lineage: Eukaryota; Viridiplantae; Streptophyta; Magnoliopsida; Rosales; Rosaceae. Gene Ontology annotation, molecular function: ABC-type transporter activity. The record is from RefSeq and is a predicted model, not a curated record. Gene Ontology annotation, cellular component: membrane. Bases 84 to 440 code for a protein of 118 amino acids. The transcript is spliced from 3 exons.
CUUCUGGAUUAUUCUGAUUCAUUGCUGGAGUAGGAAGAGUUAGCUUGACUGUUGCUAAUACAUUUGGCUCAUUUGCACUAGUCAUGCUUUUCGCUUUGGGGGGCUUUGUCCUGUCAAGAGAAAAUAUAAAGAAAUGGUGGAUAUGGGGCUACUGGAUAUCACCUUUGAUGUAUGGGCAGAAUGCAAUUGUAGUUAAUGAAUUCCUUGGCAAGAGUUGGUCACAUGUUCUUCCAAACUCAAACGAAUCAUUAGGAGUUGAAAUUCUGAAAUCUCGUGGAUUUCGUACGCAUGCAUAUUGGUAUUGGAUUGGCGCAGGAGCAUUGGCUGGAUACAUGCUCUUAUUCAACAUUUGUUACACUUUGGCUCUCACUUAUCUAAACCGUGAAGCAAUCUGGAUACUUGAUGUUUCAAGAAAGGUUGUAGUUUUACUCAAUUUAUGAUGUACUUAAGGAAAUAAGAUGUAUUGAUUCGAUUUUGGCGUGGUUUGUAUGUCCAAAAUCUGUUCACUGGCUGAUGCUUUAAGAUUGUGUAUAAUCAGAUUGCUUGAAUUAAUGCAAUGCCCCAUAUUUAAGAAGCGAUGUUAAAAAAACUAA